Molecule: messenger RNA, 2871 nt
Organism: Xyrauchen texanus (razorback sucker)
Lineage: Eukaryota; Metazoa; Chordata; Actinopteri; Cypriniformes; Catostomidae
Exons: 5
Coding region: 179-778 (199 amino acids)
Source: RefSeq, a predicted model, not a curated record
GGACAGUUUUUAACUGGAGUGUAAAAUCCAAUGUACGAAACAUUUCAUUAGAUUAUUUAUUUUGUAAUAUUGGUUUUGUAAACGAGUAAUUUUAUUAAAAGUCGUUUUUCAGAUUUUGGAUUAAUUGAAUAUUUAAAGAAGGAAUGAUACACGGAUUUUCUGCUCAUUCAUCUAAACUAUGUUUUCACAAAGAAAUAAAACCAUGGGUUCUGAACGUUUUGUGCUGCUGCUUAUACUGGUCGGGACUCUCCAAAUUGUCUGUGGAGAUAAAGAUAUAGAUAAAGAUAUAGAAAUAUCCUGUGAAGAUGUGACUGGAAAAGUGGGAGAGACAUUAAAUCUAACCUGCAAUAUCUCUUGCAAGUGCAGUGAAUGCUGCAUUACAUUUUACAAGUUUAAUAAUCCUGCUGCUGAAAUCUGUAGAAAAGUAAUCCCUAGUAAUCCCUGUGAACGGUGGACCAGCAUCACAUGUUCUUACACUCUGAAAGUAACGACAAAUGUUACAUUAUUUUUGCAAACAAACUGUGGACAUAAAUCAGCAGAAUUCACUGUUCACGUAUCAGACACUGAAGCUCCCACUAAUGCUCCUGUCGCAACAGUUCAAGAAGAUGCUCAAUCUUACAUUACUGCAGUCAUCAUCUGUCUUACACUCCUCCUCAUCAUCAUCAUCUUCAUCAUCUUUAUAGCAAAACAGUCCAAAAAGUUGAGAGAAAAGUGUGCCAACCCUUUUAGAUCUUGUAUGGACAAUGAAAUGUGUGAUAAUGAUGACAACAGUAUAUGAUGGGACAGAACAGUUUAAUCGCAUUGUCACAAUGUGAAACUGUGAAUCAUACUGUCACUAAUGAAGCUCCAUGAGAAGAAACGUCAGCUACUACACUGCCCGGCCCAAACAACAACAACAACAAAAGUUGCCCAAAAAAAGGCAGUCCAAUGAAAUAGUAGCAUAUGCAACUUGUUUUGUUUUUUGUCCAGGCGGUGUAUCUGUUGUAGAGGGAACUACUGAAUAAGACUUUGGAUGUCAAGUAUGUUUUAUAAAGCAGAAACACUGUUUUCUGUUUUAUUUUGUUUCUGUGAAAUAACUGUUUUUUUCAUCUGUUGAUCAGAGUAAACAAAUGGCUUAAAGUAUCUCAAGCACUGCAUGCUGUUAAUAUAUACAGUCAAACUUGAUAUGUUUGUGUUUGUUUUUGUUUACUUCUUAUUUUAACAGAUCUUUGAGAAAUGUUCAGAAUAAUUUUGUAUUAUGUGUUUGGUGUUUGUAUUUGUAUCCUACUUUCUGUUUCCUAAAGCUAUAAUAUAUUAUAUAUCUAACUUAAAUGCAGUUUUUUUAAUGAUUUAUUAAAGGUUUUAAAAAUGUAAAGGGGUAAUUUAACCAAAAUGUAAAAUACAUCACCCACAUUUAUUUCCAAACCCGUAUGACUUUCUUUCCAUUCACACUUAAUGUGUUUUAGAUGAUUUCUAUGUAAACAUGUGGUAGAAGUCUUUGAGCAUUGCACAUAUAGAGAAUUGCACAAGUAAUCGAUUAAUCGAGUACUCGUUCAGCAUCAACUAAUCGACAUUUAAAAACACUUCUGGAAUAUCACAAAUGAAUGUUCCUGUGUGCAUUCGGCAAUGCUGAAUUAUACUGUACUUUCUCUCUGAAUCUCACCAAAUAUCGUGUCUUAAAAAUUGUUUUUUUACAUCAUCAAAAGUUAUAUUGUAUUAUAAGCUGUUUAUAAUAAUUGGGGAUGCACGAUACCAUUUUUUCUCUUCCGAUCCAAUUCUGAUAUUGGAAAUCUCAGUAUCGGCCGAUCCCGAUCCCGAUCCGAUACAGUUUAGAAUAUCUUUACAUUAUUGUGUGGAAGUAAUUGGGAGUUCGCUUUAAUAUAUAAAGAAACACAAAACCUCAAAUUACACAUUAUUUCAAGAUAAAUGUACAGCUUAUGAAGAAACACUUUAUUAUUAACUAUUAAACUGGAGAAUGUAGCAGCAAAAUUAACAGUAAUUCCAGUAUAAGUCAUCAGUAGAAAAGAAGCAGUUUUUUUACUUUAAAGGAUUCAGAUCACUAUUGUAGUUCAAUUCAGUUAUAAGACUGUUGUGAGUUAUCUGUUUCAUCUGUUCAUGGUGUCUAUAACCCAUCUGGAUAUUACUCACCUGCUGUUUGCCACUCUGCUCAACUGGAUUCACUCACAUGAUGUUUACAUCACUGUUUCAAUCAUCUGUUCAAUAAACCAUGCUACUGAGUUCAUAUCUCUGCCUCCUUUAACUUUUAAACCCUCACGCUUUUAUUUUGACAUUCUGAACUCUCCAGGAAGUCCUGUAAGUGUCUGUUUGUAGGCAAGUUCACAGUUUAAUUCACUUCUUAUUAAAAUUCUGGUAAAAUGCACCUCUGAUGCUGUUCUACAUGCAUAUUAUAAGUGAACCGAACUAUUGAGCAUCUACAUCUGAGAUGUGGUUCACGAGUAGCUCAAAUACCGUGUGAACGCACCUGUGUGUAAACAGAGCAGCGCCAUUCAAUAAUGCGCACGAGCUGAGCGUGCAUUUGACAUAUUUCCUUACAAAACAGCCUUUUGUGAUUCACUGAGCUAUGGCACGUCAAGUGGCUUUGAAUGAAAUGCACGAGUCAUAUGAACUACUUUAAUUGUUAAUGGUUCUUUUAUGUCAUUUUUGGAGCUUGACAGUAACAAACAUGACUAACACACAGUAUCAGAUUUGGAUCGGGCUCGUCGGACCGAUCGAUCCGUUUAAAAACGUCAGUAUCGGAGUCGAUACCAAUCCUAGUAUCGGAUCGGUGCAUCCCUAAUAAUAAUACACCCAAAUGUUGUGGAGUUGCUCUGUGUGUAUGAAUUAUUUUAUUGUUGAAUUAUGUUUAUCUUGUAUCAUUGCUUUGUUUUUAAA